GCUGUGAGGAUUGAAAUGGAAGUUAAAAUAUUUUUGAGUUUGCUAGCCAGCUGUUGCUUGGCUGUUGUCAAUGCAGAGUUAGAAGGUUCCAAGAUCUUUGAUGUCACACCCUCAAAUGUUUUCCAACAACAAAUCCUUGAGAAACUGGCUCAAAGUGGGAUCUAUGACUUCUUCCUUCUUCCAAGAGCUUUGAAUAUCACAUCCCGUGUUAUGGUUAAUCCUAAGGAUCAACUUGAUUUCGACAGAGUUUUAACUAAAAAUUCUAUUAAUUUCAAAAUUGUGAACGAAGAUGUGUCAAAAUCUAUCAAUCUUGAACGCUCUCAACAAAACAUCAUGUCUCGUGCAAUUAACCGUGGAAUCUCUUUCCGAAGCUUUGAAAGAUUCGAAAAAAUAAACGCUUACCUCGAAGAAUUGGCAGCAAGGUUCCCUGACCGUGUAAAGGUUACUUUGAUUGGAAAAACUUAUGAAGGAAGACUAAUGAAGACUAUUACAAUUAGCAAUGGUGACAAGAGGGCGAAUAAGAAGGUUAUUUGGGUGGAUGGUGGUAUUCAUGCUCGAGAAUGGAUUGCUCCAGCUGCAGCUUUGUAUGUUAUCAACCAACUUGUUGAGAACUUUGCAGCCAAUAAGGACCUUUUGGCAACAUAUGAUUGGGUUGUUUUGCCAGUAGCUAAUCCUGAUGGUUAUGAAUAUACCCAUACUACGUCACGUAUGUGGAGAAAAACCCGAAAACCAUCAGGUAAUUCUUGUUAUGGUACCGAUCCCAACAGGAACUUUGGCUUCCAUUGGGGUGAGCUUGGUGCUUCAAAUUUACCAUGCGACGAUACAUUCAGGGGGCCAACGGCAUUCUCUGAGCCAGAAACUCAAAUUAUGAGGAAUGAAUUGUUGAAAUUGAAUGGACGUGCCAAGUUUUAUUUAACCAUUCACGCUUAUGGUAAUUACUUGUUGUAUCCAUGGGGUUGGACUUCGGGUCUUCCAUCAAAUGUUGCUGAUAUUGAUGAAGUUGCUAGAGCUGGAGCUAAGGCUAUCAAAAUGGCAACUGGAACUAGAUACACUGUAGGAUCAUCUACAAAUGUUUUGUAUGAGGCCAGUGGUGGUAGUGAUGAUUGGGCUUUAGGUGUUGCUGGAAUCCCUAUUUCUAUUACAAUGGAAUUGCCAGCUGGUGGUUCCGGUUUUAAUCCUUCUCCACAAUAUAUUGAUCCAUUUGUAUCAGAAGCAUGGAUUGGUAUUAAGGCUAUGGCACAAAGGGUCAUUUCCAAGUAUUAAAUAUAUGUAAAAAAAAAAAUGAUAAA
This is a messenger RNA of Episyrphus balteatus (marmalade hoverfly), 1289 nucleotides long. Its product is annotated as carboxypeptidase B-like. The record is from RefSeq and is a predicted model, not a curated record. Gene Ontology annotation, molecular function: metallocarboxypeptidase activity; zinc ion binding. Lineage: Eukaryota; Metazoa; Arthropoda; Insecta; Diptera; Syrphidae. Gene Ontology annotation, biological process: proteolysis. Bases 16 to 1263 code for a protein of 415 amino acids. The transcript has 3 exons.